AACAGCUAUCAAAUGUACUGAAACUGAAUAUCUAACUUCGAGCUUUCGUUUUCGAGAACGGAAUGUGCAGCAAUGAUGUUAGGAAUAGCUAUGUAAAUGUAACAUUAUAUCAGGCAGAGGUCUGCGUUUAGGUGAAAAACACAACUAUGUAACCUAUGAUAUGAUAUUGCUGAACUGGAGUAACACUUAACUUAUACAAAACUCUUGAAAGUAUCAUAAAUUUUCGUUUAAAAGUCCUAGUCAGCUCUAGUCAUUAUAAAACAAAAGGGAAAUUAAAAAUACGGACUUUGAACAGUGGAUAUGUUGCUUAUGCGUCCAGAAAUCCUGUAGCACAAUGAAUUUUACAAAUGGCAAAUUUUGGAAGAUAGUAACAUUUUUUGGACUAGUAUCGGGAUUGUGUGUCAUUCUUUUAUAUCUGAAAGCUGAAAAUGGUUUACAUAUACGGACUGCGGUGAAAUCCAUAAUCAUGGGUAACCCAGAACGACAAACUCGUAUAGCAAAGAACGACUCGCUGCUGAAAGUUAAUCUAACUCAGGAACGUGUUAAAGUCCCGAACACAACAUUAAAAGCAGUAAAUUCAGAGUCCAAUCGCUUGCCGAGGAUCCUAUGUUGGGUGAUGACCAGUCCAAGUGACUUAGAGAAGCGUACGCGCCAUGUCCAAAAUACAUGGGCGAGACACUGUGAUAUAGACCUCUAUAUGAGCUCAGUGGAAAACAAAUCAUUCCCUACCAUCGGACUCAAUGUCACAGAGGGACGGAACCAUAUUGCUAUGAAAUCUAAAGCCAGUUGGACGUACGUUUAUGAGAGAUAUAUUAAUAAGGCUGAAUAUUUUGUUAAAUUAGACCCUGACAGUUUCCUCGUGGUAGAAAAUCUUAAAUUUUAUCUCUCUAAGUUUAGCCCUGAUGAGCCGAGGUUUUUCGGCCACUUGUUCUAUCGGGGAGGUAAUAAGUCGUUUGAAUAUAUGUCCGGUGGACCUGGCGUGGUUCUCAGUCGGGAAUCCGUGAAACUGUUGGUUACCGUGGGUUUCAAGAAGUACCCUAACUGUAUGCCAGACGGUCAAGGAGAGGACUGGAAAUCAGCCUUGUGUCUUCGCCUUGCUGGGGGAAUACCAAUGAAUACUACGGACGACAAAGGAAGGGAUCAAUUUCUCGUUUUUAGUCCUCACACUCACUUGUUUGGUCGCUACCCUGCCUGGUACUUGCAAUAUGAUCUCAAUAAAGGGCGGAUUAAGGGUGUUGAUUGCUGCAGUGAAUACCCAAUCGCCUACCAUUACGUGAGUCCACAAGAUAUGUACCUAUUCCACUACUUUAUAUAUAACGUCAAAAUACAUUCACAUGUUGUAAGAGAAGGCGCUCCAGAUGUGAAGAACUAUCUUCUCCAAAAGUCAUGAUGACCGUUUGUCUCAACAGAGCAGUUUUCCACUAAAAACGAAAUAGAACUGAUGUUGCUCAAAUCAUACCGUAUAUAUAACUUCUGCAAGUUCGUUGGCAACAAAACGAUAUACUUCUCACAACAGGGCCGGAUCAUUUGAUCUUAGAGGAAUAUUUUUUACAUACUAUGGAUUAUUUUUCCGAAAAAAACAAAGGCCCAUAUAAAUAUGAAUGUGCAGCUUGUAAUGUUAAUGUUUUAAUAAACGUAUGGUUAAAUGUAUUAUAACGUAUAUCUGAAGGUAAGGGACAAGAGAGGUCAUUUGACACAGUUUCUUCGUCUAAUUGAUCAUUUGGAUGGUGGGGUUCAUCUUAACCAGUUGUGCUUCUCUGUGCCCUGUUUUAUAAAUGUGAAUCAUUUGCUUUCUUUAUC
Messenger RNA from Owenia fusiformis, 1800 nucleotides. NCBI's taxonomy places the organism in Eukaryota, Metazoa, Annelida, Polychaeta, Sabellida, Oweniidae. The record is from the annotation of a GenBank genome assembly.